This is a messenger RNA of Xenopus tropicalis (tropical clawed frog), 2158 nucleotides long. It is a transcript of the gene cnot11, whose product is annotated as CCR4-NOT transcription complex subunit 11. The record is from RefSeq and is a predicted model, not a curated record. The transcript has 7 exons. Gene Ontology annotation, cellular component: nucleus; cytoplasm; CCR4-NOT complex. The coding region runs from base 415 to 1842 and encodes 475 amino acids. NCBI's taxonomy places the organism in Eukaryota, Metazoa, Chordata, Amphibia, Anura, Pipidae.
CCAAUAACAGACCCUGGCUGUGUUUAUUUUACUGUGGAAAUGUUACAGUCCAUGUAGCCACUAUCAAUAGCAGUCCCUUGCGGCUUUGUUGACAUUCCAAAACUAUGAACGGAACGCUCAUCCCCACGUGAUUUGUGCAUAGUUCGUCACUUCCUGCUGUGUGAGUCCAUAUCCCGGUCCAUUUUAGAAAUCUUCUAUCCAAUCUCACGGCUGCGACGCAUACAGAACCAAAUAAUACACACGCCGAUCUGAGAAAUACAAAACUUUAUUGACACGUGUUUGAAAGAACAGUGACAGGCAGGCUGCUUGUGUAGGCCGCCAUACAUGUAAUAACACGGGAGAAGGCGCGGGCUGUCUCGGCUGCCACAGAAGGCAGCGGCGUUACACUUACACGCUGUCCGCAUUCCCGCCAACAUGAGCCUCUGUGGGAAAGAACUGUCCAACCUGCUGGGCAUCAUGACGGAGGAGGCCUGCAGUACCACGUUCGAGGGCCUCUCAGCCGCCUUCCAUCACUGCUUCUCCAAAGCAGACCAUUUCCGUGUGGGCUCCGUGCUAGUCAUGCUCCUGCAGCAGCCCGACCUACUGCCCAGUGUCCCGCAGCGCCUCACCGCCCUCUACCUGCUGUGGGAGAUGUACCGCACCGAGCCGCUGGCUGCAAAUCCUUUCGCUGCUGUCUUCGCUCACCUGCUUAACCCACCCCCUUCUGCUGUAGAGGAGGUAGAGAGACCCCUGUCAGGUAAUCAUUGUCCAGAGGUGGUGGGGGUUCACCCAAAGCUGGAGGGCAGCAAGUCUGAUAUACCCCGGUGUAGUCGUCUUCACAAAGGAUUUCUGCCUCCAAUUACUCCACCAGAAAAAUUUUUCCUCUCACAGUUGAUGUUGGCACCACCAAGGGAGCUAUUUAAAAAGACACCCAGGCAGAUUGCUGUGAUGGAUGUGACCAGUUUGGCUCAACCAGUGGACAUUAGUGGACUACAGUUAGCUCUUGCUGAGCGCCAGUCUGAGCUCCCAACACAGAGCAAAGCCAGCUUUCCCAGUAUUCUUAGUGACCCAGACCCAGAUUCUUCCAAUUCCGGCUUUGACAGUUCUGUUGCAUCGCAAAUAAUAGAAGCAUUAGUCAGCGGCCCAAAACCACCAAUUGAAAGCCACUUUCGCCCAGAAUUUAUCCGUCCCCCACCUCCUCUUCAUGUUUGUGAGGAUGAGUUAGCCUGGCUCAAUCUUAUAGAACCAGAUCAUGCCAUUAAAUGGGACCGAUCCAUGUGUGUAAAGAACAGCACUGGAGUGGAAAUUAAGCGGAUUAUGGCUAAAGCAUUCAAAAGCCCACUUUCCUCUCCUCAGCAAACUCAGCUUCUUGGAGAAUUAGAAAAAGACCCUAAGUUAGUUUACCACAUUGGCCUCACUCCUGCCAAGCUCCCAGAUUUGGUAGAAAAUAAUCCGUUGGUUGCUAUUGAAAUGCUGCUCAAGUUAAUGCAAUCAAGUCAAAUAACAGAAUAUUUCUCUGUGCUUGUCAACAUGGAUAUGUCUUUACAUUCAAUGGAAGUUGUAAAUAGACUUACAACAGCAGUGGAUCUUCCUCCUGAGUUCAUUCACCUUUACAUUUCAAAUUGUAUAUCCACAUGUGAGCAGAUUAAGGACAAGUAUAUGCAGAAUCGUUUGGUGCGAUUAGUUUGUGUUUUCCUCCAGUCCUUGAUUAGAAACAAGAUAAUCAACGUCCAGGACUUGUUUAUAGAGGUGCAAGCUUUCUGUAUAGAGUUCAGCAGGAUCCGGGAAGCAGCCGGCUUGUUCAGGUUGUUAAAAACUUUGGACACUGGAGAAAACCCUUCAGAGGCAAAGCCUUCAAAAUAAGAUUUUUCUCAUUGCCUUUGUAAAGAAACUGCUAUCUGUAGAUGGAGUCUUGUAAAUUAACUUUUUUUUUUUUUUAAUAUUUCGUUUUAAGCAUUUUGAUGUACUGUGCUCAGGGCAUAGUGUAUUCCUACAGUUUAAAAGCAUUUUAUGCCCAGUAAAUAGUUUUUCACCUGUACACUUUAGGGCAAUUCCAGAAAUACUUUUUCCUAAAUAUUUAAAUUUGUAAAUAUUCUGUGACUGUUUGUUGGCUGGUUCGGGCUACAUUUCCAUGACUAAUAGGUGUUGGAAUAAAAUGUACUCUUCUGAUGCCCUUACA